AUGCCGAAGCGUCCCGACCGCGCGCAGGUGCGAAUCGAUGCCUUCCUCUCGCCUCGAGGGGGCAUCGCGUCCACGAGCGGCGGCUCGUUCGGGUCCGGCGUCGGGACCGCACCGCGCGGUGGCGGUCAUCGCGCCAAUCGAGACAGGGCGUUCGACGGGAGCUCGUUCGUGAACUGUCCGGUGUGCGAUGCGAGGGUGGCUCUGCGGCUGAUGAACGAUCACAUGGACGGUCCAACAUGCGGGAUCGGCGUCGGGACGCGCGACGAGACCCCGAGAGCGUCGGUUCCGGAUCAGGAGGAACCCGCCGCGACGGGAGAGAAGGUUUCCGACCAGACGACGACGAAGACGGGUGAACUCGACGACGACGACGACGACGACACGAAGCCCUCGGCGCUGGCGGAGCUGAUGCGAGCCUCCGCGACGGCACCGACGCGCCUCCCCGGGCAUCAUCUCAUCCCCGACUUCAUCACCCCGGACGAGGAGUCGCGGCUGAUCGAGUACCUCGACCGGGACGAGUCCGACACCAACCCGUGGAGACCCUCCAACUUCAACGGCAAGCACAGAGGGAAGAAGUGGGGCGUGGAGGUGGACCUCAAGCGCCGGACGGUCGCCCCCGAGCGCCGCCCGUUGCCCGCGCUGGUGAGGGCCGUGGCGGAUCGGAUGCCCGCGGCGCAUCCCGCACUGCGCGGCUUCGUCCCGAACGAGGCCAACGCCAUCGACUACGACCGGCGCGGCGGAGCCGAACUCUUGCCGCACGUCGACGACAGGCAGAUGUCCACGGACCUCAUCGUGAACCUGUCGCUCGCGGGCGAUUGCGUGAUGACGUACGUGGAGGACGCGGGACGGGACGGGCGGCGGGGGGGAUGGGAGGGCGUCCCCGCGGGGGCGAGGCGGGUCGACGUGUUCCUGCCCAGGCGCAGCCUGCAGGUGCAGAGCGGGCCGUGUCGUUUCAACUUUGCGCACUCGAUACGGAACGAGAACCUUCGCGCGCCGCGGAGGGUGUCCAUCACGUUCAGGCGGAGUCAGAUGCCGCGGACGCGCACGCGGGUGCGAGGGGAGUAG
Micromonas commoda is the source of this 1062-nucleotide messenger RNA. RefSeq lists its product with no specific name. The transcript has a single exon. Bases 1 to 1062 code for a protein of 353 amino acids. The record is from RefSeq and is a predicted model, not a curated record. NCBI's taxonomy places the organism in Eukaryota, Viridiplantae, Chlorophyta, Mamiellophyceae, Mamiellales, Mamiellaceae. Gene Ontology annotation, biological process: oxidative demethylation. Gene Ontology annotation, molecular function: oxidoreductase activity; demethylase activity.